GCCCGGCCUGCAGCACUUCCUGGGCUCCUGCGAGCGGGACUGCGCUCUGCCCAGGAAUUUCUUGCGGGAGGUCAUGUUUGCCAGUGGCUCUGAUGGUCCUUACGCCAAAGCGAUGAGGGGGGCAGAUCACCCUGACCCAGCUCUUGUCACUGAUGGAAGAGGGCUGCAGGCAGCACGCCUCUGCCUCAGGCAUCACCCUGCCACCCACCUUCUCUGUCACCCAAGCCUUUGAAGAGAUGACGGCCAAGGGGAUGAUUAAUGCCCCCCUUCUGCAGGCAGCAAGGGUGCUGCGGAGGAACGGACUUAAGACGGGCAUCCUCACCAACAACUGGGUGGAUGACAGUGCUGGGAGGCUCUUCACGGCCACGCUGAUGAACCUGCUGCAUCGCCACUUCGACCUAGUGAUUGAGUCCUGCCGGCUCGGAGUGCAGAAGCCAGAUCCCAAGAUCUACACCUACGCCCUGGAUGUGCUGCAGGCGAAGCCGCAGGAGGUCAUCCUUCUGGAUGACAUCGGGGAGAACUUGAAACCGGCCCAAGAGAUGGGCAUAGCCACUGUCCUCGUCAGGGACACCGAAACCGUCCUGAAGGAGCUGGAGGAGCUCUCGGGCAUCCAGCUUCUCACCCAAGAAGAGCCCCUGCCAACUGCGUGUGAUCCAUCUGUUGUGAGCCACGGAUACGUGCCCAUCCGGCCCGGCAUCCAGCUGCACUUCGUGGAAAUGGGGCACGGCCCUGUCAUCUGCCUCUGCCACGGCUUCCCUGAGUCCUGGCUUUCCUGGCGCUACCAGAUCCCAGCUUUGGCUGAUGCUGGCUUCAGGGUGAUUGCUGUAGAGAUGAAGGGCUACGGGGAGUCCACGGCCCCACCAGAUGUCAAAGAAUAUUCCCAGGAGCAGAUAUGCAAGGACCUGGUGGUUUUUCUGGACAAACUGGGCAUCCCGCAGGCUGUGCUGGUCGGCCACGACUGGGGCGGUGCCGUGGUCUGGAACAUGGCUCUCUUCUACCCCGAGAGGGUGAGAGCUGUGGCCUCGCUCAACACCCCAUACAGACCCGCUGACCCCACUGUGGACAUCGUGGAGAAGAUGAAAACCUAUCCCACCUUUGAGUAUCAGUUCUACUUCCAGGAGCCGGGCAUCGCAGAAGCAGAACUCGAGAAGGACAUUGGCCGGACCCUGAAGGUCCUGAUCCGCUCCGUGCGCCAGGAGGACCGCCUGCCCUUCACGCUCAACUUCCACAAGGUCUGGGAGCGAGGGGGGCUGCUGGUGGGCUUCCCAGAAGACCCCCCUGCCAGCCAGAUCCUGCACGGCCCCGAGCUGCAGUACUACAUCCAGCGCUUCAAAAAAUCUGGCUUCAGUGGUCCCCUGAACUGGUACCGUAACAUGCGACCCAACUGGCACUGGGCACUCUCUGCCAAGGACAGGAAGAUCACAAUGCCAGCGCUGAUGGUCACAGCUGGGAAGGAUGUGGUGCUGCAUCCCAGCAUGAGCAGGGGCAUGGAGGAGUGGAUCCCACAGCUGCACCGGGAGCACAUUGAGGAGUGCGGGCACUGGACGCAGAUGGAGAGGCCGGCGGUGGUGAACAGGAUCCUGGUGAAAUGGCUGGAGGGGCUCCCCCCCGACAUCCCCCUGCCCAAGAUCUCCAGGCUGUGAGCAGGACUGGCAGGCAGAGCCCUGCCCCGUGCCUCCCUCCUCCCUGGCCUGAUUUUGCCUUUAGGGUUGGAUUUUUGCCUUUAGGGCUCGAUUUGUAUUUUUUUUAGAGCUUGAUAGGUGGAAGUGAUGGGUGAGCCAGGGCUAGGAGGAGGGCGGCGCACCACAUUGUCCCUGCUGUGUGCAGCUAAAAGGGUAUCGGUGAGCUCUCGGAGGGGGGGAGCCUGGGGUGUUGGGAGAUGGUUUGGGGCUGGAGCCAUCCUCGUGCCAUAGCAGGGGCUGCACUGGGGCGGCAGCUGCUCGUGCCACGUGGUUUGUUUUGGUGUGGAGGUUUUAAUGCACUAAUAAUAAUUAACGCUGCCUUCUGCCUUGUUGAGAAAUAAAGCACAAAGUGACCCCAGCA
Molecule: messenger RNA, 2043 nt
Organism: Falco peregrinus (peregrine falcon)
Lineage: Eukaryota; Metazoa; Chordata; Aves; Falconiformes; Falconidae
Gene: EPHX2
Product: epoxide hydrolase 2
Exons: 19
Coding region: 153-1643 (496 amino acids)
Biological process (GO): phospholipid dephosphorylation; cholesterol homeostasis
Cellular component (GO): peroxisome
Molecular function (GO): magnesium ion binding; lipid phosphatase activity
Source: RefSeq, a predicted model, not a curated record